Messenger RNA from Calliphora vicina (urban bluebottle blowfly), 2263 nucleotides. RefSeq names its product arrestin domain-containing protein 17. Bases 75 to 1337 code for a protein of 420 amino acids. Gene Ontology annotation, biological process: protein transport. Gene Ontology annotation, cellular component: cytoplasm. Lineage: Eukaryota; Metazoa; Arthropoda; Insecta; Diptera; Calliphoridae. The transcript is spliced from 4 exons. The record is from RefSeq and is a predicted model, not a curated record.
CAGCAAAGUGUUCAAAACGAAUAUAGAUUAGAUCAAAAGAAUAAUAAUAAUAAAAAAGAAAUCCUAUAAAUAAAAUGGGUCUUAAAGGUUGUGAGGUACAAUUGGAUAAUCCCUGGAAUACUUAUUAUGCUGGUCAAACCAUAAAUGGACAAGUCAAAUUAACAUUUGACUCGGCCAAAAAAGUUAGAGGUAUAAUCAUACGUUUUGUGGGCGAAGCCAAUACAGAAUGGUCGGAAACACGUAAAGUAACGAGUAGCGAAGGACGUGAAGAAGAUGAGACCACCACGUUUAAGGGUCAUGAGGAAUACUUUCAAAUACAAUAUUAUUUGUUGGGUGGAAAAAAUAGUGCUGAAAUCGAGUUACCCGCUGGUACUCAUACUUAUCCAUUUACUUGUGCUUUGCCCCCCACUUUACCCUCUUCCUUUGAGGGUGAAUUUGGUCAUGUACGCUACACAAUUAAGGUUACCCUCGAUAGACCCUGGAAAUUUGAUCAGGAUAUGAAAAUGGCAUUUACGGUUAUUUCACCCGUUGACUUGAAUCUCAAUCCUCGUGUUAAGGAACCCUUCAAAUUGGAAUUGGAGAAAUCAUUCUGUUGUUUCUGUUGCAAGUCGGGCCCAUUGUCGGUGAUAACCUCUAUACCCGUUACGGGUUAUGUUUCGGGACAAAUAAUACCCAUAACCUGUGAAUGUGAUAAUGCCAGUAAUGUGGGCAUAACUGCCGUUAAAUUUGUGUUGCGCAAACGUGUAACGUUCAACACCACCCAACCGAGAGCGGAGAAAAAGGAGUCGAAAAUCACCAUAGCCGAGCUAAGUAUUGGCCCGGUAGCGGGUGGAGAAUCACGUACAUUCUCCCAGCAAUUGGAAAUACCAGCACUGCCACCCACAAAUCUGGUAAAUUGUGGCGUUAUUGCAUUGGAUUAUGAUUUGCAUAUUGAAUGCGAUGUCAGUGGACCACAUCGCAAUCUGUCGGGUAAUAUUCCUAUUACCUUGGGCACCAUACCGUUGGCUUCGUUUAAACCACCGGCACCUUAUACGGACGUACCAGCUCAGGUGGUACCGCAGCAGCCCACAGAUGAUCCUUCAAUGGCUCCCACCCAGCCGGUUAGUCCAGCUAGUCCACCGGAGGGUCAAGGUGGUGCCAUGGGUUGGAAUGUGGCCGACAGUGCUGGUGGUCAAUUGUAUCCAAAUAUACCUCCUCCCCAAUUUGUGGAGACUCAAUUUAGAGCUCCUAAAAUAACUGGUCGUGAUGAUUCUGAACACACUCAAGUGAUAGGUGAAGCUAAUUUUUCUCCACGUUAUCCCACAUUUCAAUUUAAUCCCUCCGCUCCUCAAAUGUAAUUGAAUAUUUUUGUUUUUUUUUUAAAUGGACUACAUAUUUGUUUCCUAAUUUCUUCAAAAACUUUUUAUAGAAUUAAUAUAAAAACUUGUAUUUUUUUCACUAAAUGUUUAAAUUAGCAAGCAUUAAGCUUAAAAGGAAUUUGUUGAAAGUAAGAAAAAAAAUGUAAACGCACAAUUAUAAAGGACUUUGUUAAAAGUAAAAAAAUAACUAUUGUACUAAGUUUAAAUUAAAAAAAAAACUAAAAACUCAAGGGUAUUUUUGUAAAUGAUAUUAAACAAAAAUCAAAGAAAUCUCUUAAAUAUUGAUAUUUAUCUAUUAUAAUUAAAAUAAAAUUUGGAAUUUCCUUAAGUUUCCUUAAAAAACAAAGCAUUAAAAGAUUUGAAAAAACUAAUAACUUUUCAAUAUUUCUUUUACAUAUUAUUGUUAUUUUGAUUAGAUUUCAAUCUACUAUUUUUAUAUGCAUUUAGCACCGUCCUAUGUCCUAUAAUUCUUUUAUUUUAAUAUUAUUUUUAUUUAAAUGAUUUUAUUUUUAUUAUAUUUGUUUUUUUUUUGUGUUUUCCUUAAAUAAGUUUUUUUUUACUAUUUUUUAUAUGAAUUUCUUUAAUUUGUUUGUCAAACAUAAAUGAGAGUGCCUAAGAAAAGCUUAAAAAGUUUUGAAUUUUUAAUUAAAAUUAGUUUUCUUUUAAAAAAAACUAAAAAAAAAAUUAUAUAUAAACAAUAUUUUUUGUAUAAAAUAUUUCAACCGCUUCCAAUUAGUAAAACAAAACUGAAACUAAACUAUAAAAUAUUUAAAAUAUGCAUUAAAAUUAUUAUUAAAUUUACAAUUUUCUUUAAUUUCAAAUUGUAUUUCUUUUUUGUGUUCUUUAAAACAAAACGUAAAAACAAAAUUCUAAAUAAAUAAAAACUAUAAUUUUUAUAAUAUAAA